Molecule: messenger RNA, 814 nt
Organism: Owenia fusiformis
Lineage: Eukaryota; Metazoa; Annelida; Polychaeta; Sabellida; Oweniidae
Source: the annotation of a GenBank genome assembly
GGAAUCUGUAUCGCGAAUUUCAACACUGUUAGCUGUAUUUGCAAAUAUGGAUUUAUAGGGGAUGGAAUAACAUGUGUGCCAAAUCCAUGUACUGAUCCUGUGCUGAACAACUGUGACGAUAAUGCAAAAUGUACCCCUGGUUUAGACGAAGCUGUUAAUUGUACUUGCAAAACUGGAUAUGAAGGGAACGGGACAUCAUGUACGGAAGCCGUAGUGGAUCCAUGCGCAGAUCCUGCGCUGAACAACUGUGAUAUUAAUGCAGAAUGUGCGAACACAAACGGAGGUGUUAGUUGCACGUGUUUACCUGGUUACCAAGGAAACGGUACAGAUUGCAAGAUGGCUCCGUGCAACGAGGGCGUUGCUAUCCCCUGGAACGGAGGAUUCCAGUGUUUGUGUCCUCCAAACAAGAAAGGGCUGAACUGCAGCGAAGACGUACCUGAUUCCAACACCAACUGCUCAUGGCCUUCAAAUGAAGACGCAUGCAGCUCGAGCCCAUGCCAUGGCAAGAAGGCCGUAUGUAUUAACACAUUCGGGGGAAAUUUCAAAUGUCUUUGCGAGCCGGGAAAGGAAGGAGAUCGGUGUGACCAAGGUUCCCACUGCUUCCCUUGCUUCAGUGUACGAUGGAGAAACGUAACGUGCUCCGUUUAUGACGACGCUCAAUUCAUGCGAUCGAUGCGCUUAAAGGCCACGGUGGUUGACAGGCAGAUGUCCAGAACAAAGUGUACUGAGGACAAAUGGGGCUUUGAUCAAAACACGGGAGAUAUGUGGGUGGCUCGUGGAUGUAGAGCAAGGUUCUGUGUAGACUUUGAAGCAA